Molecule: messenger RNA, 504 nt
Organism: Ambispora leptoticha
Lineage: Eukaryota; Fungi; Glomeromycota; Glomeromycetes; Archaeosporales; Ambisporaceae
Source: the annotation of a GenBank genome assembly
AUGAAAAUGAAUAGACAAACUUCACUCAUGUUUCUUUUCACUCUGGUCUUCAUCUUUGCCUUCUCCUCAUCGGUUAAUGCCAUGCCAAAGAGAAUCAAAAAAAGAGCGUCAUGUCCUCAAGUCACCAAAUCUUGCAUAUUGCAUAGCGCAAAAAUUCCUGACGGCAGAAUUGACUUCCAACAACAGACCGAUUGCACAGUGUUUAUCCAAGGAAAUCUCGCAUUUUUCCCAAAUCAAUUAAAUGAAUCCAAUGACAUUCGUAACUACGAUAUCCAUGUUGUUAUAGACGGAAGAGAUGUAGACAACUCCCAAGUCGAUCUGGAAGAUAUUGUCGUUCCAGUUGCUGAUCAUCGUGUUGAUGUACCUUUUAUCAAAGAAUUUGCUGCUCAAAGUGUUUUUCCCUCAGAUUUCUUUACUAGCACAAAUAAAUACUUUUGUAAAGUUGCAUAUGACCCAACUGGAGAUACGCUUCUUGCAACUGCCCCGGUUAUUCCUGCACCCUAG